AUGGCCGUCAAACCCAUCACCGGCAUGCUCCGACGACAGGUCGUGCUCGACCUCUCCGUCGCCAUGGGUCUCGGCGUCACUGCCGGCUAUGGCUGGUGGUACGGCUACCACGUCCCCGCCGUCCGUCACCGUGACGCUUUCUACCAGAAGCUAGAAGAUGAGCGCGCGUCGGCUCUCGGCCAGAAAUAA
Molecule: messenger RNA, 189 nt
Organism: Alternaria alternata
Lineage: Eukaryota; Fungi; Ascomycota; Dothideomycetes; Pleosporales; Pleosporaceae
Product: cytochrome c oxidase family protein-like protein
Exons: 4
Coding region: 1-189 (62 amino acids)
Biological process (GO): mitochondrial electron transport, cytochrome c to oxygen
Source: RefSeq, a predicted model, not a curated record